AUGGCGGCAGCCGCGCCUGGCGGCGACGAUGACGGGAACGAUUACAUGGGCGAUCUCUCGGCCUUCUUGCCGCCAGAAGAUGCGUCGAACCUUCGCGAUCAGCAGCAGCAGCGGCAGCAACGGCAGAAGAAGCCGGCCAAGCCUGCGCCACGUCAGCGGCCAGACGAUUGGAAGAUGCUGACGUGGCAGGAGCGGCGGCAGCAGGCACGCGCGGAGAAAGACAAGGCCGAGGCGGCGGUUCUCGCGGAAGGCCUCGCGGCGCCCAUACCGCCUACCAACAUCGGCUUUAAACUGCUUCAGAAGAUGGGCUUUAAGGGCCCUCCUGCGGCGCAGCAGAUGGGCGGAAAGGCGGGUGAUGAGGAGUGGGAGGAGGUGGAGGAGAGAAGGGGAGAGGUGGCAGGAGGCGAGGAGAAUGGGGAGGGGGGAGAGGGAGGGGAGGCGGGGGAGGUGCCUCUAGAUGACAUCGUAUCUGAAGAGCUUCUGCUGCUCGCACUGCAGCGCCUGCGCCACAAGCAUUUCUACUGCAUACACUGUGGCUGUCAGGUGAGUGCUCUCUUGCUGCCAGGUGGGUGCUCUGUGGCUGCCAGGUGGCUGCUCUGUUGCUUUCAGUACGAGAGUGAAGACGCCCUUACAAGCAUGUGGCCGGGAGAAGACGAGGAGGCACACUGA
Closterium sp. Naga37s-1 is the source of this 669-nucleotide messenger RNA. The record is from the annotation of a GenBank genome assembly. Lineage: Eukaryota; Viridiplantae; Streptophyta; Zygnematophyceae; Desmidiales; Closteriaceae.